Molecule: messenger RNA, 5721 nt
Organism: Chaetomium globosum CBS 148.51
Lineage: Eukaryota; Fungi; Ascomycota; Sordariomycetes; Sordariales; Chaetomiaceae
Exons: 3
Coding region: 1-5721 (1906 amino acids)
Biological process (GO): tRNA methylation
Cellular component (GO): nucleus; tRNA (m1A) methyltransferase complex
Source: RefSeq, a predicted model, not a curated record
AUGGCUGGUUUGCCAGAAAACUGGGAAUGGGACUAUGACGGGAAGCGCUGGUUCUACCGCUAUAAGCCCACUGGCCUGAUCCAGUUCACCUUCCCAAAGCCUGGCGAUGAGUUUCCCGAAUUUGUCGACGACACCUCGGGGCCCCCCGAUCUCCCCCCCGAGGAGAAGCUCGUCAGCCAGCAACAGAUAAAGAGGAGGAGUACUCUGGGCGAAUCGCAAUCCAAACAAACAUCCGCAACCACUCGGAGAGACCGGGCGCCCUCGAAUGCUGUUUCGGAUAUAGAUGAUGGUGGCGGUCCUUUUUGGCUACAGCCUGACGGCCUCAUGUAUAUGGGGCCCGGCGCGUACAAUGACAUCAGCCCUUUGCAGGAGGAAGAGGAGGAGCGCGGUUUGGGAGGUGCCAGCGGUGGCGAGGUUUCAAACGUCCCAACACCUUCAACUGUUGCGACCAACAUGGCGGCUACGGCGACUGCGUCGAACACUGAGGUGACCCCUAGCGAAAGUCCCGUGCCACCAACGCGCACACAAAUAUCACCAGUUGCAAGCGUGAAAGCCACGCCACCUGCUAUCGACAGCGUCCCUGCCGCGGCAACUCCUGAACUGGGCAGCGGUGUAGUCGUCACAGCCGGCGAGCCUGCCCCAGCUGGUGCUACCGAAGAGCCGCCCGAGGUCCCCCUUCUGGACAGUCGACAGAUCCCCUACAACCCGAUCGGCUUUAUGGCGGAACUUGCCAGCGAGUUUACGGCGCAGUGUGACGACGAAAUUAACCCGGCCCCCGUGGAGUUGCCCAGCAAUGAAGUCAUGGUCGACACAUCAGAACCUGCCCCCUACGCCAAUGCCUUUCACUUCGCCCCGGUCGAGCUUCCAUUGAACGAAGCUCGCCCCGGACGGAACUUCCUAGGCAAUGCUGCUGAGGAAAAGUCGUUAGCGACGCAGGUUCCAUUGCGGGAAGAGCAAGAACAACAGCGGAAAGCACACCAAGCUGUCCAGGAGUUGCUCAACCGGCCAUAUAAGCCUGUUCGUCAGAGCUCUCUGCCUCAGUCUGUAAGCGCUCUUGACCAACCCUCGAAUUCUGCCGCCUCUGGUCCUACGACAGAAAAGUACCAGGCGUAUAACCCUGCGAAACAUGCCUUGCUCGGAGCUGCCGUUGGGAGCCGGUCUUCAACCGUUGAGCCGCGGGGUCGUCAGCCCUUGCCAGCUGACGAUAAUAAACGACACACCUUAGCGGGACCGCCACCGCUGCCUUUUUCAAUGUCCGAAGACACUCCCCCGCCGCAGCUGGGCCAUGUGCGACCCCUUAAAUCACCCGACAGUGGCGCGCGAACCACGACUCCCGGCUCUAGGCCACGCCCUGACAGCACCUCCAGCUCCAUCGCCCAGGUAAACCCCGGCGGCCUCGCGCAUUUUCCUUCAGUACUCCAGCCCGCCCGCGGCCGUCCUGUUCUACGCAAUCAGACGCCUCCCCAAAGCCAAGGGGCCAGCCCAGCCCGGGCCUAUCAGGCUUAUAAGCCAUACCGUGACCUACAACGGGACAUCGAGGAUACGGUCCAGCUUUUAUCCAAGGGUGGAUAUGGCCAAGGGACCACGGCAACUCCUGAGACAUCUGACCCCGCGAGGCCUCGAGUUUCUAGAACAAGCACCCUGCCGGCCCAUCUUCCCGCACUCCCAUUCAUGGGCGUCCGUCCGCAUCUACCGCACUCGGUCACAGGCGAGCCAACAACUUUGCGAGAUCUUCAGUCCGGCGAAACACCUUCCAGCGAGUCCCCGCAGUCAUACCCUAUCUCUCUACCGCCCUCGGGCUCGGACGUACCUCCACCCCUGAAUCUAUCUCGCAAGUCACCACCGCCCCAGAACGGCGCUUUAAUCUCUACCAGUAUAGUUGAGCUAGCAGUCACAGCCAAGCCGGACGUCGUAUCACGGGAGACCACCCCCGCACCACCCGGUACGAUAAUCGCUUCUGCUCCGGUGGUCAGUUCGAUCUCUGAAAUGAAUUCAGGCCGGCCUAGUUUACCUGCUCAUGUCAAGGCCGGUGAACAUCCUGAGCAAAGCGGUGCCGUUGUUCAGCCCGAUCUCGUCCCCACUUCAGACCGGCCUCGUCAAAACUCACCAGACAGCGCUAAAGUGACCACAGCCGGUGAUGCUAAACAAGCCGUUGCAGGCGGGUUUGGUGUCACCGCCGAACCCAUCAUGUCGCCUCCUCGGGGCCUCGCCUCGGUUCCGGCUGUUGCUGUGAAGUCUGAGGCUAGCACCAACCAGUCAGCCCCGGCAAAUUCAUUACCCCCAGAGGCCAUUCAUUCUCUGCCAGAGACGGCCAGCGCACAAAAUUCAUCGCUCAUCUCGGGCGUUUCUGGCCUAGAAAUUGCGUCGCAACCGUUGUUAGGCGACCCGCAAACAGUCGAAACCGCUCAACAGCGAGUGCUCCCAAAGUCCGAAGGGGACGGACGGGAAACGAGCCAGACCUCCUUCCAGCAUGGCUCAGUUCUAUCUAACAGUCAGCAUCCCUCCCAUGUCACUUCGGACUACCAACCUGUCGCUCAAGUCCAUCCCCAGCCCGUACCGCAGCCUACCAACACCCCGCCGACGGACUCAGGUGUCCAAACUCAGGGUUCAUACUUCCCAGCUACCUCAACUACUCCGCCAGCGUCUACGGUGAACGACCCUAGGAAUCCCGCUCACGGGCUGGCUGUGGGACCCACACCGUCAUCCGCCACACCUAAACCGCCUUGCCCCCGGACUCCUAGCCCUGUGUCGCGCGCUUCGUCGCCGCCGACUCGACUCGACUCCACGCAGGGCUUCCCGGUCUUGACACCACCCGUGCCAGCCUUGAACAACCUUCCGCAACAUCCAGGAGCUGCAACCCAGACCACACCAGGCCAAUCUGGCUUCCAAACCCCCGGACUUGGAUCCGGUGCCAUGGCGACGCCCUCUUCAUCCGAGCCGCCUACUGGCAUGCCAGUGGCAAGUUCGGGCGCACAAGCAUACGCGCUUCCGUCUGGUCACCGCCCGCUUGGUUCCCAUCCGGUGAAUACACCCCCGCCGUCUUCACCGGGGCGCGAGCCUUCCACCUCUCAGCAAAGCGCAUCCAUUGCAUCUUUGCAACCCACCCCAGCGGCCCAGAACAAUGCUGGAGCUUUCCAGCCCGGAGGAACCUCGAACCAGAAACAAUCUGAAGCAGUGCCAGUUUCUAUGCCCACCCCACCGCCGGCACAAAACUCCCUCGACCGGGACCCGCCUAUGCCAGUUUCUCCAUCCUCCCAUCACCAACCAACGGCCGUAUCCUCUCCCACGCCAACACUCAAUCAAGGGCAGAAGACAAGUCAAGCGACCGUGCCGCAAAUGCUCCCGGUUACCGGACACGGUCAAGUUCCUGUACAACCAAGCGGCCAAGUGCCACACACACAGCUUUCCCAAGGGCCAGCUGCAAUGCCCCCUCACCCGCAACAAGUACCUCAAAACAUGCCCCCGAGAACAUCCACACUCCCGAUGGUUUCGCAGCCAGGCCCGCCCGCUCGUCCUCUAGGUCCGGGAACAGCGCCUCUACAAAUGCCCAUGAUGUUUGCCCCGCCGGGGAUGGCUCCGGGGAUGCAACCACAGGGAGUUCAGCCCGGGAUGCCACCGCAGCAGUACCAUUAUGGCUUCCAGCCUGGGCCACCUCAUCAAGGGCAGCUCGCGUUUCCGCCACAAUUCCAUCCGAACCAACAGCAGCAGCAGCAGCAGCAGUUUGCCCAUCCCGGUCCUCCGCAUAUGAUGAUGAUGCCCGGCCACCCUGCUCAGCAACCACAGCAGCAACAGGGUCCUAAUAUGUUGCAGCAACAGCAGCAACAACUACAACCGCAGCACCCGCAACAGCAUCAACAACAGCAGCCCCUAACGUGGAAGCCCAACAACGGAAACGGGACCCAACACCCGCAGUUCCCAGCCGUGAACCACAACAAUCCAAACCAAUCGGCCAUGCCCCCGCCCGAGGUUCUACAGGCGAUCAAGCAGAAGGAGCAGCGGCUAUCGCAAGGGCAGGCACCUCAGGGGGCGGCGGGGGGUGCUAGCAGUGGUGGUGGAUGGGGCAAGACGGGUGGUACUGCGCCUGCGCUUGCGGAUUCUUCUGGGAAUGCCCAAUAUUCUCACAAAACACGCCUCUCAACGCUCAUAACCCCAAUCAUGACACCGACAACAAGAAAUAUCUCACCGUUUCUGGACCCAGGUCCGCGCACAAAGGCCAAUUCGCUCGCGAUCCUACAGCUUUCACGCGACAACCUCCUGCCCGUCUACCUCCAGUCACCAACCGGAAACCACGACGGCUACGCCGAAGGCGCCGUUGUCAACACGCGCUAUGGCUCGUUCCCCCACUCGACCAUGCUGAACGUGCCCUGGGGCUCCCAGAUCCGGGCUUCCAAGGUCGACACCGGAUCGCGGGGCCGCAAGAGGAAGCGCGAAGGGGCCGAUGAUGCCUGCCGGGACGCCACCGCCGCCAGCGAGAAGGACAACGAAGACUCGCCCGUCGCCGCCAACGAAGAGAGCGCCGCCGUCAAGAAAGCGGUCGCCGACUCGAGCGGCUUCAUCCACGUUCUGCCCCCAACCCCCGAGCUCUGGACUACGAGCUUGCCCCACCGGACACAGGUCGUUUACACCCCCGACUACAGUUAUAUUUUGCACAGGAUACGAGCGCGGCCGGGGUCUGUGCUGAUUGAGGCGGGUGCCGGGAGUGGGAGUUUCACCCAUGCGUCGGUGCGGGCUGUUUACAAUGGGUGUCCGGCUGAGGGGCGGCGGAAGGGCAAGGUGUUCAGCUUCGAGUUUCAUGAGCAGCGCUACCACAAGAUGAAGGAGGAGCUUUCAGGUCACGGCAUGGAUGGGCUGGUCCACCUGAUGCACCGUGACGUCUACAAUGGGGGUUUCCUGGUCGGCGGCAACAGCCCGGAGGCCGACGCCGUGUUCCUUGACCUGCCCGCGCCGUGGGAAGCCCUCCCGCACCUGUCUCGGCGAAGACCCCAGCCCCCCUUCGAUGCGAAAGCUGCCGCCUCCGAGAAUGACCAGGCCGAAUGGGUGUCACCGUUGAACCCCGAGAAGACCGUCUACAUCUGCACCUUCUCGCCAUGCAUCGAGCAGGUCACCAAAACAGUGUCAGCCAUGCGCCGCCUCGGCUGGGUCGACAUCGACAUGGUCGAGAUCGCCAACAGGAAGCUACACACCUCGCGCGAGCGCGUGGGGUUAAACCUCAACUUCGACCGCGGCGUCAACAACUCGGCACGCGACGUCGACGAGGCCAUCACCAGGCUCACCGACAUCGAGAACCGCUUCCGGGAGCACGCAGCCAAACCCCGAGACGGCGACGAGGACAUGGACUCGGCCGACGAAGACGAGCCUCCCACCCCGGCGCGCGGCAUCCCCACCAACGUCGAAGCCCCCUCAACGGCGGCGGAAGAGCCCUCGGAAACAACACCCCCCUGGAUGGAGGGCCGCCUCAUCACGCGCGGCGAGCCUGAGAUCAAGACGCACACGUCGUAUCUCGUCUUUGCCGUCCUGCCCAUGGAGUGGACCGAGGCGGAUGAGGCGGCCGCCGCGGCCCGGUAUCCGCUCGGCAAGGAGCAGAAGGUUAUUGGCGCUAUUGAUAAGGUUGCUAGGAAACAGGAGCGAAGGGAGCAACUGCAGAAGGUGCAGGGGAGUGGGAAUCGUAAGGCGAGGCGGAAGGAGAGGGAUGAGAAGAUGGGGCAGGCCGCUGGUGCAUGA